UGCUCCGAUACGGAUGCACUCGACGUGCGGUAUAAAUGCGACGAUUUUUCGAAGCAAUUAAAACAGUAGUAUCGAGACUGUCGAACGUUAGAGAUGAAGCCUAUUCUCGUAGCAAUAAUCGGCGCUUUUAUCGUCCAGGAUUGCCUGGGCCAGGUUAAGAGCAAUGGAUUACCCGCGGCGUUUGUGGCCGGAGGAAAUUCCCUGCCUUCGACCUCAAUCGAAGGUCAGACAACCGAACAUCUACGCGAUAUUGUUUUGAACGAAACGGCAUCGUACAUCACGCGCGUCUCCGACGAUCUGCUCCGGCAAGUCAACAUCCAAAGCUACCUGCAAGUCUCGGUGCUCAGGGUGGGCCUGGAGAACUUCAACUACCAAUUGGAACAACUGCCGGUCGGAGCACCGGCAAACUCCUUGGAUUUACCGCUCCAGUUUCUCAAUCAAAAAAUCGAGGAAGCUUUCAAUCUCAUUCCGCAAACACUCGGAGGUAACGCAAUGACGAAACUUCCCAAACCCCCGAAAAAAGAAAAAUCCGACUCUCAAAAAUCGUCGUCAAGUGGUGGAAAACUCGCCGUUCACACACUGUCCGAACUGCUGAACAAUUUGGCCCUGGUUUUGGAAACGGAUUUGUCGGCGUUGUCCAAAUUUCAGAAGAAUUUGUUGAGUGCAGCUUACAAAGGAGCUGGCACCGCUUACGCCGACCUUCAGGAUGAAUUCCGAGCCGUGGCUAUCAACAAGUAUUUGGUUCCUGCCUUGAAAUCGAUCGUUCGCGACAUUCAAGAAAAAGCGGUUAUCGCCGAGGCUCAUGUCAGCGUGCUGCUGUGGCACAAAUUUUUAGCAUUGAGCGAUCAGCUCAACCUGGUAGCUGCCAAUACCGAUGUUGUAACCGAGAACAGCAGCAGCACGGUUAUCGAGGAAUGAUAGAAAAGAAAUUGUUUAGCUCAUUCAUCAAAUGUAGAAAUUUCGAAAUAAAAAAAUCAAGUGACGAA
Molecule: messenger RNA, 986 nt
Organism: Athalia rosae (coleseed sawfly)
Lineage: Eukaryota; Metazoa; Arthropoda; Insecta; Hymenoptera; Athaliidae
Exons: 3
Coding region: 94-918 (274 amino acids)
Source: RefSeq, a predicted model, not a curated record